GAAAAAAUAUUAAAAUAUGUGUGUUCUCUCGAGUAAUACUCCAUUUCACAAGUGAAAUUUGAUUAAUAAUUUAAGUAUCUUAAAUUAUUAUAGUAUAUUUUUUUUUUGGUAAGAAAAUAAUUAUAGUAUAUAUAUAUUGAUUAGAAACUCAUUUUAGGAACUCUUUCCAAUAUAUAGAGCCUUUAAUAUAUUCGCGGCAUGUUAUUUUUUAUCUUACAUCUUUUGUAUUUAAAAUUUUUUUUUGGCUCUGAUGCUAUCACUUUCAGUUUAUGAUUUUUCCACCGCCAUCCACUUCAUACCCUCUUAAAAUUGUUAGAUAAAGAAAAAGGAAAUAACAAUUACCUUUUAUUUUAAUAAAAUGGAUGCACAGUUUAACAGAUCAAGGUGGUCAUAUAAUAUAACCACACACUUAUAUAUACGAGCUGAUAUAUAUACAGUGGUAUAGGUUAAGACAAAAGACAGAUAUACAAGUGGAGAACCCAAUAUAUCUUUGUCUUUGUUUUCUUCUCAUUCGUAGUUAACUUGCAGAUUUCUUAACCUUCUCCUCUCUCUCUCUCUCUCUCUCUCUCUCUCUCUCUCUCUCUUCUCUCUCUCUCUCUCUCUCUCUCUCUCUCUCUCUCUCUCUCUCUCUCUCUCAGCUAUAUACAAAAACUUACUUUUUAAUCUCACUUACAAUAAGUCAAGUACCCAGAAGAAGACAUGACAGGUGAAGUUCUUAAGACUGUUUCUAGCGGAUCUGCAGCAUUUGCUCCGAGCUCAUCAACUCUGGAUCACGAUGAAUCUCUCAUCAAUCCUCCUGUUGUUAAGAAGAAGAGAAAUCUCCCUGGAAAUCCUGAUCCGGAAGCUGAAGUCAUAGCUUUGUCUCCCAAGACCUUGAUGGCUACGAAUCGGUUCCUAUGUGAGGUCUGUGGUAAGGGUUUCCAAAGAGACCAGAACUUACAGCUUCAUCGUCGAGGACACAAUCUUCCAUGGAAGCUAAAGCAGAGGACAAGCAAAGAAGUGAGGAAACGUGUCUAUGUUUGCCCGGAGAAGACUUGUGUCCACCAUGACCCCGCUAGAGCUCUGGGCGAUCUCACCGGUAUCAAAAAACAUUUCUGUAGGAAACACGGCGAAAAGAAAUGGACGUGCGAGAAAUGUGCCAAGAGAUACGCUGUUCAUUCUGAUUAUAAAGCUCAUUCUAAGACUUGUGGUACUAGAGAGUACCGUUGCGACUGUGGCACCAUUUUCUCCAGGCGAGACAGCUUCAUCACCCAUAGAGCAUUUUGCGAUGCCUUAGCUGAAGAAACCGCCAAAAUAAACGCAGCAUCUCAUCUUAACGGUUUAUCCUCGGCUGGAACCGUUGGAAUGAAUCUGAACUAUCAAUAUCUCAUGGGAACACUCAACCCACCGCUUCAACCAUUUGUACCGAAACCACCAACAAAUCAAAACCACCAUCACCAUUUUCUACCGCCACCUCCGUCAUCCUCUUCCUCCCUCUCCCUAUGGAUGGGCCAAGACAUCGCCCCAACGUCUCAAACGCAACCGCAAGACUACGAGUGGGUUUUCGCAAACGCUAAGGCUGCGUCCGGGUGCAUUAAUAAUAAUAAUCACAAUGACCACAUUACACAAACCGCAAACGCCAGCUCGACCACUACUGCUACUCUCUCUGUCCCUUCUUUGUUCAGCAGUGACCAAACACAAAGCCCAAACGCAAACGUGAACAUGUCCGCCACUGCGUUGCUACAAAAAGCGGCUGAAAUUGGCGCCAAUUCGACGACGGCAACGAGCACUAACCCGUCGGCGUUUCUCAAAAGUUUCCCGCUAAAAUCCUCUGACCAAACCACAACUAGUUAUGACGACGGUGAAAAGUUCUUUGCUUUGUUCGGAAGUAACAACAACAUUGGAGUAGUGAGUAAUAGUCAUGAUCAGGAGACUGAGAACGUUAGAAACGACGUUACGGUUGCGUCUGCGAUGGAUGAACUACAGAAUUACCCCUGGAAACGUAGAAAAGUUGAUGGUGGAGGAGAAGGUGGUGGAGGAGGGCAAACUCGAGAUUUCCUUGGGGUCGGUGUACAAACGUUGUGCCAUCCAUCGUCUAUCAAUGGAUGGAUUUGAAACGUUUUACUAAAAGUUUAUGGGGUUAUGGAUAAAUAACGAAAAGGACAAGGAAUCUUGUGUAAUUUCCACCAUUUUCUUCGAACACUAAUAGUAGUGGACGUUGUUUUCUUAUAGUAAUUCAAGGUUUAAGUUUAUGAAAAUCUGUUUUUAAAAAAAAAAAGUUUAUGAAAAUGUGAUCACAUUUGUGAUAUUAUUUUCAAGAGAAUAAAAUAAAUACUGUAGUAAUGUAUAUGUAUAUAUUCAUCGUAAGCUUCCAAGAAA
Molecule: messenger RNA, 2358 nt
Organism: Brassica rapa (field mustard)
Lineage: Eukaryota; Viridiplantae; Streptophyta; Magnoliopsida; Brassicales; Brassicaceae
Product: zinc finger protein NUTCRACKER
Cellular component (GO): nucleus
Molecular function (GO): DNA-binding transcription factor activity
Source: RefSeq, a predicted model, not a curated record